AGAUGAAUAUCUGGGUCAUGGUGGAAGAACGGAGGUACAAACAGAAUGCCGACCGCUGAGGGACACGAGCGCAUCGUCCAUGUAGCCGCCCAGGAGAAAUUAUCUCAGUUCGACACGUAGCACCAUCCUUGCUCGAAGAGGCAUUCGGUGGAAUCGUGAACAUUCAACUACCUAAGAGAACGAGCGAUUCUUCGAGAGAUGGGUCCGGAAACGGCAAGCCGGUGGCUGCUCUGCGCGACGCUUAUGGUCGCCCUGUGUCAAGGCCAGGAGGACUGGAUGCAGUGCCCGUCGGUUUGCAAGUGCAAAUGGGUGUCCGGCAAGAAGACCGCCGAUUGCGUCAAGCAGAAUCUGAAAGAAGUGCCGAGAGAUAUCUCGCCUCAGAUACAAAAUCUUGAUAUGACCGGCAACAACAUCAUCCAUCUUACGCAUAACGAGUUUAUGCACGCAAGGCUAGAUAAUUUGCACAAAGUGGUGCUGCGCGACUGCAAACUGGAAACCAUUCACACGGCCGCUUUCAACGGUCUGAAGAUCGUUAUCGAGAUCGAUCUGUCGAGCAAUAACAUUCACAGUUUGCAACCGGGCACCUUUUCAGAAACGCAACGGUUGCGGGUGGUGUUGCUCAAUCAGAAUCGAUUGAAGGUGCUGGAAGAUAAUCUGUUUGUCAAUCUCGUUUUUCUGCAGAAGGUGCUGCUGUCGGACAACAGAUUGGAGUAUAUUGGAGAGAAAACUUUUCAAAAUCUCCCGGCUUUGCAAUCUCUCACAUUGAGCGGGAAUAAUUUCAGCACCUUGCAACUUCAGAGCUUCGAGAGUUUGCCCAAGAUCAGCAGCCUCGAGCUCCAAAAUAAUCCGUGGAAUUGCGACUGCGAGCUGAAGAAUUUUCGCGACUGGUCGAUCAAACGCAAAUUGUACACAAAGCCGACCACUUGUCAGGAACCGCCCGCCAUGGCCGGCAAGAUGUGGGAUGAGGUUAGCAGUGACGAGUUCGCGUGUCGGCCGAAGAUUAUCUUCAUCGGUCCGGCGACCAAAAUCGAGAUGGGCAAAGGAGACGUGACUCUCUCGUGCAAGGCGUCGGGUGUCCCACAACCUCAGUUGACGUGGGUGCAUCGUAAAAGCGUGUUGAAGAAGGAUAGCAAACGUCAGAACAGCGAUAGAAACUACAUAUUCACCUCAAGCCCGGAAUCGGACUGGCUGAAUCUCACAAUUGUCGAUGUAAUCCCGUCCGACAAAGGAGAUUAUAUGUGUUCUGCCAAAAGCCCGGGCGGCAUCACCGAGAAGAACGUGACCCUGAUCAUUUUGGGCGACGUAGGCAGGAAUACCGUCAUGAGCCUGCCGCUUAUGAUUGGACUCGUCGUUACCGCGUUGUGUCUGUUCAUAGUCGCGGUUGCGCUCUGCUUGUGCUACUGUCGGCGUCAUCGAACCAGGCACGACGAGAAGGGCCUCGAGGCGGUGUCUCUGGAGCAUCACGGUCUUGGCGAACAGGAGAAAUCGCUCAUCACUACCAUUAAUCCGGUUGUGAAGCCGCCAAGACGUUACGAGGCGCCGUCGGUUACGUCGCACGGCACGGAGAUGACGGAACUGAACCGCACGCUGUUAGACAACGAUUCGGUUUUCGCUGACGGUGUCGGGAGCGGCGUCGUCGGCGGGGUAAGCGGCGGCGUAGGCGACGACGACAGGGAUCACGAACGAGCCACGCCGGAACUCGACAGGAGCGGCGGCGGCGGUGGCGGUGGUAGUGGUACUCUACCGCGUGGCGGAAAUGCCGGUUACCAUCACCGGCAAUAUCCGCCGGAUCUGUUGGCCUUCUCCGGCGGUCGCGGCGCAUCGCCGACCAGCCAGGCGUCUACGUUGCCCGACAACACGCGUAUACCAAACCAGCAGGCGAUGACACCAGCGGCAACAACAACGGCGGCGGCAGCGUCAUCGUACGGUUCGCCGCCGCCUGGCCAGUACCAUCCGGCUGCUUUCAAGACGCUACCGCACAGUCGCAGCGUGACGCCUUUUGGUAUGGGACCGUCGUCGUCACCGUUGGCGCCGGUGUUACCGCGUCACGGUUACGUGACAAUUCCGCGACGACCUCGAGCGCCCAGUUGGAGCAGCGGUCCACCGACGUCGCCCACUGAAAUUCUCGAUCCGGUUUACGACAAUCUGGGUCUUCGCACCACGGCGGAUGGCAGUUCGAAGCUCUCGUUGAACAAGACCUUGGAAUCGGUGUCCUCAUCCAUGCGUGGUCGACCGCUCCCGAGCACGCCAGGAGCCUCGCAUUACGGCACCAUUCAACGUAGCACGCCGAAUAUUCUGGCCGGCAGUCCGCUGGAUCGAGCCGCGCCAGAAGGCGCGGCCGAGUGGCCGAUCAAACUGUCGGACGAGAGCGCGGAGGGUGAUUAUCCGUUGUUGGCGCAGCAGUCUCAGCAACAAGCCGCUGCCAGCAAUACUCUUAACAGAAAGGUACCGCCAAGGCCGCCGCCGAAACCCAAGAAGAAAUCAGCCAACGGACCGACGUUGUAUGAGGACGAGGGUGAGGACGGCACGGAAGUAUGAUACCACGGACAUCGUCCGCCGCGAUGAGGACGACUGAUCGUAGUACACCACGACGGGGUGCACACGACCACACACACAAUAAACCGGUAGUGCCUUUCGAGACGCUCGUCUCACGCGCGUGGAAUUUUUAUUCUGCCCGGUGAGUCGCGAUCGUCCGGAGAAUAAAAAAUUAUAGCGCGCGGAGAAAUUUCACAGAAGAGACAUCCUCUCCCUCUCUUCGCGACAAGACGAACAAACAAUGUACGCACGGCUCGCCGAAAUACAACUGAGAAGGCGAUCGGACAAUCGCAUCAUCUAUUCCCUUUUCGUAUCUUUUGUUUGUUUUUUUUUUUUUUUUUUUUUUAAGUUAUUUAUUGAACCCUCUUGUACCUAGAGACGUUCGGAAAUCCUAAUGGAAUCGUAAUUCGCAUGAAAUAUCUUCUAGACAGUCUAACUGCUAUCGGACGUAAUUUUUUUUUUUUUUUUUUUUUUCUGUCCUUUGUCUCUCUCCUACGUAUCUCAUUCUCCUUUUUUUUUUUGGUUUUUUGUUUGUUUGUUUUUUUCUUUUUAGGAGGAAGGGUUCCUUUAGCGUUUUUAUUUUGACGCUCGCCACGCGCGGUGAGGCGAUAACGUGAUAAAUGUGUGAAUAAGGUUACGGACAUUGUUGCCGUUUUAGUCGAUAAGGCGAAACCUGUUUGCGUUUAGAGUGUGGAAUUCACGCGACGAAAUACAAAGCAACUUGCAAGUGCUGAACGCAGAUCCGUUCCGUUCGGAGAGUCGACGUCAGUGAAUUCGACCGCUGCUCGCUCGUGUAUCGGCGAUGGAAACUUGCAAUCGUCACGAUACCAACUCACGUGUUAUAAACGUGAAAGUUGUUGCAGAGCUCAGAAUGAACAACGUUUUUUUUUUUUUUUUGCACAUACGUGUUACAUUUAUGCGAGAAGAAAAACGUAACGAGAGAAUUUAACACUGUUAAGAAUCUAUAUAUAUAGCUGUUACUCGUCAUUCCCCUUUGUCGCGUUUUUUUUUUUCUUUUUUAAUGUGAAGAGAGUUUCGAGAUGCCCGUAAUAAUGAGAAUUGUAGCAAAACUCGUUGCAUCCGCACACACGCGACACGAACUCUCGUGAUUGCGUCGAAUGAUGUAAAAACAACACGUGUGUCCUUUCUUCUUUUGUAAGAACAAAAGUUAGACCAAGUCUAAAAAAAAAAACUUAGAAAAUAUAUUUCGUGCUUCGUUACCGAUACUUGUCCAUGUUUCAAAAUGGCUAAAAAACAUUAUUUCCGAUGACUCCAAUAGCGGAAGUGAUUUUUGACGAAAAGAAUUAUGCCGCCGAUAAAUAUCGUACGCACUAUAAUGUGGUACGAAAUAUGAUACGCAACAACACGGUGCCACCUUGUAUUUACGUUAAACGGAUAUAUCUAUCACAGGCGUGUAAUAAAUUUAAAAAGUAGAUACAUAAGUAUUGAAAUUUCAAAUACGUGUUUGAAUACGUAAGAAGAAAUAUAUUAUACAAAGAUACGAUAUAAGAUGGUGUGUGUACAGCCAAGAAAUCAAUGUAAGCAACGCGUUCGCGCGUUUAUUUUCGCCGUUGUGGCGUAUGAAAAUAUCGUGACCUUUUUUGAAAUUCGUAAUAAUCGAUUACCGUCUGAAAUGACUGAGCGGUCGGAAUAACAAACGUAUUUUGGAAACGCGGCCAAUUUGGCAACGCUACCCAAUUGGAUUCUACUACCACCACCACCACCAUGCUUGCGUGGAUAACACCAAAAAUGACCGGUUUAACGUAUAUAUUACUACUCCCCUAUCGACCCAAAUUUACUUCGGGAAAUUAAUUGAACGUUACGCGCGAUGCGUUCCAAUUAAGCAACAAUUACGAGUUCGAUUGUUAUCAAUUCCAGAAUCGCGCGUAAUAUCCGGGAAAAGUGCGCGAAAAAUUAUCGACCCGCCCCCCCGC
Pseudomyrmex gracilis is the source of this 4469-nucleotide messenger RNA. It is a transcript of the gene kek5, whose product is annotated as amphoterin-induced protein 1. The record is from RefSeq and is a predicted model, not a curated record. The transcript has 6 exons. Gene Ontology annotation, molecular function: protein binding. Bases 199 to 2538 code for a protein of 779 amino acids. NCBI's taxonomy places the organism in Eukaryota, Metazoa, Arthropoda, Insecta, Hymenoptera, Formicidae.